UUCUGCAAUUGGUAGAAGUAAAGGGUCUAAAGUGCAGCCACCGAAGAAAAUAUUUCAUGGAGUAAUCGGGUCAUCACCACCACCACAAGCAUCGGGCACAGCACAUGCGUGCUAUACUCGAAGCAGACUCGUCUCUGCCACUCUUUCUGGCGUAUGGAAAAGAUGGGAGCUACCAAUCCAGAACUGGACGAACUGUUUCAAGGAAAGAAGCGAGUCAAAAACCCUCUCGUCCCCAUUGGUGCAUUUAUAACUGCUGGGGUCCUCACGGCUGGGUUAAUCAGUUUCAGACAGGGGAAUUCUCACUUGGGUCAGCAGCUGAUGAGAGCUCGUGUGGUUGUCCAAGGUGCCACUGUUGCAUUGAUGGUUGGCUCUGCUUAUUAUUAUGGAGAGAAGUUCUAAAUGGUUGUUGAUGGUGGAGUUUAACCACUAAGUUUUACUUGAUUUUGCCCCUCGGGGAUAUCAUUUGAGCAAAAAAUGAAGGAUGCUAGUUCUUGACAACAAAACUUUUUUUUUGGGGGGGGUUAAAAAUAAGGUCAUUGGUUCUAGACCAUGUCUGUUUAUUUUAAAUAUGAAGAUUGGUAACAAACCAGGUCGGUUGGAGCAAUCUGCUGCUCUGAGAACCAAAGACUGGGAUUAUGUCCAUACAAAGAGUUAAUAUAAAUGAUUACCAUAUUACCUUAAUAUUUGAUAUGACAGUUCAAAUAAAACAGUGAUGUCUCUUGAAGCUC
This is a messenger RNA of Camellia sinensis, 728 nucleotides long. The record is from RefSeq and is a predicted model, not a curated record. NCBI's taxonomy places the organism in Eukaryota, Viridiplantae, Streptophyta, Magnoliopsida, Ericales, Theaceae.